This is a messenger RNA of Notothenia coriiceps (black rockcod), 3029 nucleotides long. RefSeq names its product cytoplasmic FMR1 interacting protein 2 (gene cyfip2). The transcript is spliced from 27 exons. The record is from RefSeq and is a predicted model, not a curated record. NCBI's taxonomy places the organism in Eukaryota, Metazoa, Chordata, Actinopteri, Perciformes, Nototheniidae. Gene Ontology annotation, biological process: regulation of actin filament polymerization. Gene Ontology annotation, molecular function: small GTPase binding. The coding region runs from base 30 to 3029 and encodes 999 amino acids.
GUGCACAUGGUCAGAUCAAGACAAGCAUCAUGACGACCACGGUGACUCUGGAGGAUGCUCUCUCCAACGUGGAUCUGCUGGAGGAGCUGCCGCUGCCGGACCAGCAGCCCUGCAUCGAGCCGCUGCCGGCAUCCAUCAUGUUCCAGCCGAACUUCAACACCAACUUUGAGGAUCGGAAUGCGUUCGUCACCGGCAUCGCCCGAUACAUCGAGCAGGCCACCGUUCACUCCAGCAUGAACGUGAUGCUGGAGGAGGGGGAGGGGUACGCCAUCAUGCUGUACACCUGGAGGAGCUGCUCUCGAGCCAUCCCUCAGGUGAAAUGCAACGAGCAGCCGAACAGGGUGGAGAUCUACGAGAAGACGGUGGAGGUGCUGGAGCCCGAGGUCACCAAGCUGAUGAACUUCAUGUACUUCCAGCGCACGGCCAUCGAUCGUUUCUGCGGAGAGGUGCGGCGCCUCUGCCACCAGGAGCGCAGGAAGGACUUUGUCUCCGAGGCGUACCUGCUGACGCUCGGGAAGUUCAUCAACAUGUUCGCCGUGCUCGACGAGCUGAAGAACAUGAAGUGCAGCGUGAAGAACGACCACUCCGCCUACAAACGAGCUGCUCAGUUCCUCAGAAAGAUGUCUGAGCCUUCCUCCAUCCAGGAGUCUCAGAACCUGUCCAUGUUCCUGGCAAACCACAACAAAAUCACUCAGAUUGUUCUCACCCUGCGCCUCGAUGACAGAGUUGAUGAAGAGGAUGAGGGGGAUGUGUUCCCCCGCGGCCGCGUGAUGAAGAGGAGUCGCUCCACACUCAUCUUUCUCACUCAGGACCUCAGGGCUCUUCCUCACCAGGUUCUCCAGCAGCGACAUUCAGUAUUUUCCCAACACAUAUUUACCUAUAUCCCCUCUCUGCUCCGCCUCCAGGUGAUGGGGUUCGGUCUGUACCUGAUGGACGGAAACAGCAGCAACAUCUACAAACUGGACGCCAAGAAGAGGAUCAACCUGACCAAGAUCGACAAGUUCUUCAAGCAACUUCAGGUGGUGCCUCUAUUCGGGGACAUGCAGAUCGAGUUGUCCCGCUACAUCAAGACCAGCGCUCACUUUGAGGAGAACAAAUCCAGGUGGACGUGCACGUCUAUCUCCAGCAGCCCUCAGUACAACAUCUGUGAGCAGAUGAUCCAGAUCAGAGAGGAUCACAUGCGCUUCAUCUCAGAGCUCGCCCGCUACAGCAACAGCGAGGUGGUGACGGGCUCGGGGCGUCAGGAGUCCCAGAAGACGGACUCUGAGUACAGUAAGCUGUUCGACCUGUCUCUGCAGGGCAUCCAGCUGCUGUCCCAGUGGAGCGGGCACGUCAUGGAAGUGUACUCCUGGAAGCUCGUCCAUCCCACCGAUAAAUACUCCAACAAGGAGUGUCCCGACAACGCAGAGGAGUACGAGAGAGCCACGAGGUACAACUACAGCUGCGAGGAGAAGUUCGCUCUGGUGGAGGUGAUGGCGAUGAUCAAGGGUCUGCAGGUGCUGAUGGGCCGGAUGGAGAGUGUGUUCAAUCACGCCAUCCGACACACCAUCUACUCCAUGCUGCAGGACUUCUCUCAGGUGACGCUGCGAGAGCCGCUGCGGCAUGCCAUCAAGAAGAAGAAGAACGUCAUCCAGAGCGUCCUGCAGGCCAUCAGGAAGACGGUGUGUGACUGGGAGGCGGGCCGCGAGCCGCACAACGACCCGGCUCUGCGCGGAGAGAAAGAUCCAAAGGGAGGCUUCGACAUCAAGGUCCCCCGCAGAGCAGUGGGCCCCUCCAGCACCCAGCUCUACAUGGUGAGGACUAUGCUGGAGUCUCUGAUCGCGGAUAAAAGCGGCUCCAAGAAGACGCUGCGCAGCGGGCUGGAUGGCCCCACCAUCCUGGACAUCGAGAGGUUCCACCGCGAGUCGUUCUUCUUCACACACCUGCUCAACUUCAGCGAGACCCUUCAGAUGUGCUGCGAUCUCUCCCAGCUCUGGUUCAGGGAGUUCUUCCUGGAGCUCACCAUGGGCCGCAGGAUCCAGUUCCCCAUCGAGAUGUCCAUGCCCUGGAUCCUCACCGACCACAUCCUGGAGACCAAGGAGGCGUCCAUGAUGGAGUAUGUGCUGUAUCCUCUGGAUCUGUACAACGACAGCGCCAACUACGCUCUGACCAAAUUCAAGAAGCAGUUCCUCUACGACGAAAUCGAGGCCGAGGUGAACCUGUGCUUCGAUCAGUUCGUCUACAAACUGGCUGAUCAGAUAUUUGCGUACUACAAGAUCCUAGCAGGAAGUCUCCUGCUGGACAAACGUCUGAGGUCCGACUGUAAGAACCAGGGAGCGAACAUCCCCUGGCCGGCCUCCAACCGCUACGAGACGCUUCUGAAGCAACGCCACGUCCAGCUCCUCGGCCGCUCCAUUGAUCUGAACAGACUGAUCACUCAGAGGAUCUCCGCCGCUCUCUACAAAUCUCUGGAGCUCGCCAUCAACCGCUUCGAGAGCGAGGACCUCACCUCCAUCAUGGAGCUGGAAGGUCUCCUGGACAUCAACCGCAUGACGCACAAGCUGCUCAGUAAGUUCCUGACUCUGGACAGCAUGGACGCCAUGUUCCGCGAGGCCAACCACAACGUGUCGGCGCCGUACGGACGCAUCACGCUGCACGUCUUCUGGGAGCUCAACUACGACUUCCUGCCCAACUACUGCUACAACGGAUCCACCAACAGGUUCGUGCGCACCGUGCUGCCGUUCUCUCAGGAGUUUCAGAGGGACAAGCCGCCCAACGCUCAGCCUCAGUACCUGUACGGCUCCAAGACCUUGAAUCUGGCGUACAGCAGCAUCUUCAGCACUUACAGGAACUUUGUGGGCCCCCCCCACAUUAAGGUGAUGUGCAGGCUGCUGGGCUACCAGGGCAUCGCCGUGGUGAUGGAGGAGCUGCUGAAGGUGGUGAAGAGCCUGCUGCAGGGCACCAUCAUGCAGUAUGUGAAGACUCUGAUGGAGGUGAUGCCCAAGAUCUGCAGACUCCCCCGCCACGAGUACGGAUCCCCAGGGCUGUAA